AUGCAGUUCACUACCGCUAUCUCCAUCCUGGCUAUUGCCACCACUGCCAUUUCUUCGGCUGUUCCCGUUGCUCAGAGAGGCGCUACCUCUGACUGCGUUGGUGACCUUUUGUGCUGUGGCUCCCUGACCACUCCUCUUGACUCUACAGUCGACCCUUUACUCGAGACCCUGGGUAUCGAUGCUGCGAGCGUUGUCGGCUCAGUCGGCCUUGACUGCACUACCUAUAGCAAAAGCUGCACGUCGGCUCCUCAGUGCUGUACUGAGGCCAACCUCCUGAAUGGCAUCCUGGCCCUUGGCUGCAGCGACCUGAAGUAG
Aspergillus sclerotioniger CBS 115572 is the source of this 315-nucleotide messenger RNA. Its product is annotated as hydrophobin family protein. The record is from RefSeq and is a predicted model, not a curated record. Gene Ontology annotation, molecular function: structural constituent of cell wall. Gene Ontology annotation, cellular component: fungal-type cell wall. NCBI's taxonomy places the organism in Eukaryota, Fungi, Ascomycota, Eurotiomycetes, Eurotiales, Aspergillaceae. The transcript has 3 exons. Bases 1 to 315 code for a protein of 104 amino acids.